AUGAACUCUUCAGAGAAUUUGGCGCCCUCUUCGACCGGAGGGUCCAUCACGCCCUCCAGCACAUCCACCUCGAAUAAGCCCGGGUCCGUCAUUAGCCCCAAGCCCUUCGUCGUCCGCAACAACCGCACCUACAUCGGCGACACGUCGCUGCCCUACAUGCUGCCCGUCGAUCUUGCCGAAUUACACCGCCAGUCGCUGCGCACAUUGCUCAUGUUCCAGUUGUUUGGCGGACCCAUUAUUUCGCCCGCCUUCACAGCCAAGCCGCCAGCUCGCGUCCUGGAAGUUGGCUGCGGAUCCGGCUUUUGGAGCAUGAUGUGCCACCGAUUCUUCGCGCAAAAGGGUCACCGAAAUAUAUCCUUCACCGGCAUGGACGUCGCCCCCAUGAGCGGCACCGGCGUCGACCCCAAUUCCAAACCGGACAAGGACAUGCGAUGGCGUUUCGUCCUGCACGACAUGCGGAAGACGCCGUGGCCAUUGCAGGACGGCGAGUUCGACCUCAUCAUGGUCAAGGACUUUGCUUUGGCCUCCCCAGGCAAUCUUGCUCAACUGUUUUUCGACGAAUACAUGCGCGUACUGAAGCCUGGUGGAGUGUUGGAAAUGUGGGAAUCAGACAUGACCAUACGAAUGCUUCGUCCACACGUACCCUCCACGUCAGGUCCGCCCACCCACGAGUCGAGCGACAGCGAAAGUGACAGCGAUAGCGACGAGGAUGACGAUGGCGACGUUGCGAAGCUUGGAGCCUACGUCAUGACGGCCAACACGCCAUUAUCAGCGCCAACCAAUACUUUUCUAGUCGAGUACAACGGCUGGUUGACCAAGGCCCUAGAGGCGCGUGCUCUAUCAGCCAUGCCAUGCACAGUGAUCGGGCCCAUACUUCUCCAGGAGAUGUCCCUCGCGGACGUGCGGUCGCGUAGGCUCGCAGUGCCGCUGUCUGAAGUACGCUGGGAGCGCGAAGGGGUCGGAGGUGUCGUCACCAAGGAUGGCAAGAGUUACAUCGACACCAUGAAGGGAAAGGGACGGCCCGGGGAUAGCAAGAGUGGCAAGACAUUGACGAGGGAUCAGGCGGCGCUCAGGAGGACCGCACUCGAGACCACGGUUGGUUUGAUACUGGCCUUGGAGCCGUUGCUGCGCGAGUUUAGUGGCAAGAGUCAGGAUGAGUGGGAUGGAUGGACGGGCAAGAUGAUGAAUGACCUAAUGCGUGAUGGCGGAACGCGCUGGGGCGAGUGUUUGGAGAUUGGGGCUUGGACUGCGCGGAAGAGGAAGUAG
Molecule: messenger RNA, 1266 nt
Organism: Pseudomassariella vexata
Lineage: Eukaryota; Fungi; Ascomycota; Sordariomycetes; Amphisphaeriales; Pseudomassariaceae
Exons: 1
Coding region: 1-1266 (421 amino acids)
Source: RefSeq, a predicted model, not a curated record